Desarmillaria tabescens is the source of this 784-nucleotide messenger RNA. RefSeq lists its product as uncharacterized. The transcript has 3 exons. The annotation marks the transcript as partial. The record is from RefSeq and is a predicted model, not a curated record. NCBI's taxonomy places the organism in Eukaryota, Fungi, Basidiomycota, Agaricomycetes, Agaricales, Physalacriaceae.
AGGACAACUCAUAUCUCCCAGGACCACGAUCCAGAGGUCGAGAAUCUGACGUCUUAUUCCCGCCGUCGACGGCGCAAGUCGAGGCGCAGGACAAUGGGCAUGGAGCGUCCUGAGUAUAUUGUCAGAGGGAAUGAUCCAUUUGACUACGAACAGAAAUUCCCAGAGGAUAAACAGUACGAGGAGCUGGGCCCAACAGCUAGGGUGUGGAGAACAUACCUCGAAGAAUGUGCUCCAUUUGAUAGCGAGAUGGUGGAAGGGUGGAGAGAUGGGUUAGACGUUCUCCUCGUCUUCGCUGGUCUUUUCUCAGCGGUUGUUACAACAUUUGUUGCUCAGACGUCACAGAGCCUCCAAGUCGAUUACGGCAAGGUCACUACUUUACUUUUAAUUGAGCUCAUCAAUGUCCAACGCUCGGCAUCGAACGGUUCCCUCGUAAACGAUGUCCCUCGCUCAGACCUCGCUUUUCGUCCCUCAACGUCCGACUCGUGGGUCAAUGGCUUGUGGUUCACCAGUCUCUCACUGAGUCUCGCUACUGCGCUGUUCGCUGUCUUGACAAAACAGUGGAUCCACCAGUACAUGUCCGUGCCUUCAGGAACACCACGGGACAGAUGCCGUGUGCGCCAUUUCCGGUACAUGGGUCUGCAGCAAUGGGGUGUAGCCUUCAUUAUUGGACUCCUUCCUGUCCUGAUGAGCAUAUCGCUUGCUGUAUUCCUUGUGGGAUUGGUUCUUUUUAUCAUCCCCUUGCGGGUGUCUAUUGCCAGUGUCGUUGGAGCAAUCACGUUUAUAU